AUGCCCAAACAAAUUAAACAAAAGCCAUGAGAUCUUUAGCUUUCGAAAAAGUAUGUCCUCUAGUUUACUGCCUUUUCUUGUAUGUUCACCUACUUUCAUCACAAAACUACUUUCCACAUUUUGCUUCUGCUAGUUCAACUACUGAAGCAGAGGCUCUUCUCAAAUGGAAAGCCAGCUUUCUAAAUCAAACCUCCCAUAAUAACGAGCUCAAGGAUUGGAUUUACCUUCCCAAGACUACUGAUACGAAUGCCACCAAUUCUUCCAGCAACCCCAAAGCAAACAAAAGCCCAUGCAAUUGGACUGGUAUUUCAUGCAAUGCUGCUGGAAGUGUCAUCAACAUAACCAUUGCCAAUUCCGGUAUACAAGGUAUGCUACAUGAAUUUUCAUUCUCAUCUUUCCCUUAUCUCGAAUAUCUAAACCUCAGCUUGAAUAAACUCUUUGAUGUCAUCCCACCUCAAAUCAGUUCCCUCUCCAAACUCCAGCAUCUUGACCUGUCCAGUAACCAGUUCUCCGGGAGAAUUCCAUCAAAACUUGGUCUUCUAAGAAAUCUCAACUUGCUAUAUCUCUGUAGAAAUAAUCUUUCUGAUGUUAUUCCUCCUUCGGUAGGGAACUUGAAAUCAUUGGUGAAUCUAGACUUGAGCCACAAUCAACUCACUGGUUCAAUUCCGAAAACAUUAGGUGACCUGACCAACCUUACCACUCUCUAUCUCUAUUCAAAUAAUCUCUCUGGCACCAUUCCAAAAGAGUUAGGGAACCUGAAAUCUUUGGUGGAUCUACUUUUGAACACUAAUCAACUCAGUGGUUCAAUUCUGAAAACGUUGGGAGAUCUGACAAAUCUUACCACUCUUUAUCUUUAUUCAAAUAAUUUCUCUGGCACCAUUCCAAAAGAGUUGGGGAACCUAAAAUCUUUGGUGGUUCUACUUUUGAACACUAAUCAACUCAGUGGUUCAAUUCCGAAAACGUUGGGUGAUCUGACCAAUCUUACCACUCUUUAUCUUCAUUCAAAUAAUCUCUCUGGCACUAUUCCAAAAGAGUUGGGGAACCUGAAAUCUUUGGUGGUUCUAACUUUGAACAAUAAUGAACUCAGUGGUUCAAUUCCGAAAAUUUUGGGUGAUCUGACCAAUCUUACAACUCUUUAUCUUUAUUCAAAUAAUCUCUCUGGCACCAUUCCAAAAGAGUUGGGGAACCUGAAAUCUUUGGUGUUUCUAGGGUUAUCCACCAAUCAACUCAGUGGUUCAAUUCCGGCAAUAUUGGGUGACUUGCAUAACUUGAAAAUUUUACAUCUCCGUGACAACCAGCUUUCUGGGUCCAUCCCCCAAAACCUAGGAAAUAACCAAAAAUUGACUGAAUUGGAAUUAGAUACAAACCAAUUUUCGGGUUAUUUGCCGCAUAACAUUUGCCAAGCUAGAUCUCUUAUAAACUUUUCAGCAUACACCAACCAUCUAAUUGGCCCAAUCCCAAAAAGCUUGAAAAACUGCACUAGUUUAUUCAGAGUCCGUCUUCAAGGGAACCAGUUGAUAGGCAACAUAUCUGCAGCCUUUGGUGUUUAUCCUAGUCUCAAUUUUAUAGAUUUGAGCAACAAUCAACUAUAUGGUGAAAUCUCACCAAAUUGGGGGUUGUGUCCAAAUUUAACAGCCCUACGAAUAGCUGGAAACAAACUUACUGGUUCUAUACCACCUGAGAUUGAAAAUGCAACCCAAAUUCAUGAGUUAAAUAUUGCAUCAAAUGGUUUAGUCGGGACAAUUCCAAAGGAGUUUGGGGGAUUAGCUUUAAUGGUGAAGCUAAUGUUGGAUGGCAAUCAACUUUCAGGUCGUGUCCCUUUAGAGUUGAAAUCAUUGAUUAAUCUAGAAUAUCUUGAUCUAUCAGCAAAUAGAUUCAAUGAUUCAAUUCCAAGCUUUGUAGGUGACUUUCUUAAGUUAUAUUACUUGAAUUUGAGCAACAACAUGUUCAGUCAAGUAAUUCCAUUUCAGCUGGGGAAGUUAAUUCAGCUGUCCCAACUAGAUUUGAGUUCUAACGCACUUGAAGGUCAUAUAGCAUCAGAUAUUGGCAAAAUGCAGAGUCUGGAGAUACUUAAUAUAUCCCACAACAAUCUUUCUGGUUUCAUUCCAACAAGUAUGGAAGACAUGCAUGGGCUAACGUAUGUUGACAUAUCCUACAAUCAAUUGGAAGGUCCACUUCCCAACAUCAAAGCAUUUCAAGUUGCUCCUUCAGAAGUAUUGCAAGGCAACAAGGGCUUGUGUGGCAACUCAAGUUUUUUGCAACUCUGCGAUAAUGAAAGCCCAAAAAACGACCAUAAACUUGUAAUUCUAAUGAUCUUCCUUAUUCUUGGAGCAAUUGCUCUUCUAGCCUUUAUAUUUCCUUUUGUAGCAAAAAGGAAAAAGAAGCAUCAGCAUCUAGAAGAAAAAAAUAGUGAUGACGAAAUUUCUUUUUCGAUUUUGAAGUUUGAUGGGAAGACAAUGUAUGAGGAAAUUGUAAGGGCAACAAAAGAUUUUGAUUCUAUGUAUUGCAUAGGGAAGGGAGAACAUGGAACUGUCUACAAAGCAACUUUGUCAAAUGCUAACACAGUAGCUGUGAAGAAACUCCAUCAUUUAUGUGCUAAUGAUGAGAAUCUUCAAAAAGAAUUCUUGAAUGAAAUCAGGGCACUAACUGAGAUGCGACACCGAAAUAUUGUGAAGCUUUAUGGUUUCUGUUCACAUAGGCGACACUCAUUUUUGGUGUAUGAGUAUCUUGAAAAGGGUAGCUUGGCCACAGUGUUGAGCAAAGAUGAGGAAGCUAAAGAACUGGGGUGGAGUAAAAGGGUCAAUAUUGUUAAAGGUGUAGCUCAUGCCUUGUGUUACAUGCACCAUGAGUACUUGCCACCAAUUGUGCACCGGGACAUAUCGAGCAAGAAUAUUUUGUUGGAUCCUGAAUAUGGGGCUUGUGUUUCAGACUUUGGCACCGCUAAGUUCUUAAAUCCAAACUCAGCCAAUUGGACUGGCCUUGCAGGCACUUACGGAUAUGUUGCACCAGAGCUGGCAUAUACAAUGGAAGUAAAUGAGAAGUGUGAUGUUUAUAGCUUUGGAGUGGUGGCAUUGGAGAUAGUUAUAGGAAGACAUCCUGGAGAUCUUCUCUUAUCUCUAUCACUGGGGUCGUCGUCGUCGUCAUCAUCAACUGCCUUACCAACCCAUCCAAUGCCAGUUGUGGAUGUUUUGGACCAACGCAUUUCUCCUCCAACACAUCAAGUUGCAGGGGAAGUGCUCUCACUUAUGAAGAUAGCAUUUGCAUGCCUGAAUUCCGGUCCUCAAUCUCGUCCGACAAUGAAACAAGUUUCUCAACAAUUUGAAACUCAGCAGAGGCUGCAUUCGUCAAAGCCAUUACCUAUGAUAACACUAGGAGAAUUGCUUGCUCUCGAUGGUUUAGCCUUGGCUAUCUGAAAAUGUUUCUUUUCUAAAUUUCACGAUAUCAGUGGUCUUGUAAUUCUUGUUAAAGGUUGCCUCGUGCUAAAGUUGUAAUCUAUUUUAUUUCCAGUUCUA
Molecule: messenger RNA, 3512 nt
Organism: Rosa rugosa (rugosa rose)
Lineage: Eukaryota; Viridiplantae; Streptophyta; Magnoliopsida; Rosales; Rosaceae
Product: MDIS1-interacting receptor like kinase 2-like
Exons: 2
Coding region: 27-3413 (1128 amino acids)
Biological process (GO): protein phosphorylation
Molecular function (GO): protein binding; protein kinase activity; ATP binding
Source: RefSeq, a predicted model, not a curated record